UAUUCUUGCUUCAAAAUGCGAGCUGCGUGGUAUUUCGUUCUAUUGUGUUUUGCGUUUGCAGAAGAUGAACUAAAAUUAGCUGAACCAUGCGAUCCAGAGGUCUGCAAGCUUCCGGAUUGCAGAUGUUCAUCUACUUUAAUUCCUGGUGACCUUCACCCAGCAAGGACUCCACAGUUUGUCCUACUAACCUUCGAUGAUGCCGUGGCGGUCACCAACAUGCCAAACUAUAAAAGACUUCUGUUCGGUCGCAAGAACUCCAAUCAGUGUCCUAUUGGAACUACUUUCUUCGUCAGCCAUGAAUACACUAAUUACCAGCUCGUCAAUGAGUUGUACAAUGAAGGCUUCGAGAUCGCACUACAUUCAAUCAGUCACAUGAAUCAGACUUACUUCGAGAAUGCUGACUAUGAAACCCUUAUGAGGGAAUUUUCUGACCAAGCCGAAUUGAUGGCUCAUUUUGCUGCACUACCAAUUCACGAUAUGCAAGGAGUGCGCAUGCCCUUCCUUCAAAUGGCCGGUAAUGCCUCGUUCCAAAUGAUGAAGAGUGCUGGUUUAUAUUACGAUAUCUCAAUGCCAACAAUAAGCUUUACCAACCCUGGAAUGUGGCCCUACACUUUGGACUACGCCUCAACCCAGGAUUGUGUCAUACCUCCAUGUCCAACUGCUUCUAUUCCUGGUGUUUGGGUGGUCCCUAUGAUCUCUUGGACUGAUCUUCAAGGAUUCCCUUGUGGAAUGGCAGACUCGUGCUUUAGUCCUCCAGAUGGCAAUGAUGAACAUGGCUGGUUUCGUUUCAUCGUUGAAAACUUUGAGAGACAUUACCUUGGUAACCGAGCUCCAUUCCCGUUCUACCUUCACGAAUCAUAUUUCCGCGAUAGACCAGGAUUCGAGGCAGCUUUUAUAAGAUUCUUGGAUAUGAUCAACUCUAUGAACGACGUGUUUAUGGUGAAUGCAGCCGAAGCUAUUGAUUGGAUACGUAAUCCCGUGCCUAUUGGAGAGUACGUAAACCAGCCUUGUAGGUUUUUCAUGCAGCAACGAUGUCGUCCAUCCGUUUGCGGACCCCUGACUGCCCCACACAAAACAGAACUGUUCUGGAUGGCUGCUUGCAAUACUUGUCCAAGAACCUACCCCUGGUUGGGCAACCCUCUCGGAGUCUAAUAAUAAAAAGCUUUCUGCUAAUAUAUUAAUCGACAA
Messenger RNA from Leptidea sinapis, 1188 nucleotides. Its product is annotated as chitin deacetylase 8-like. The record is from RefSeq and is a predicted model, not a curated record. The transcript has 6 exons. Bases 16 to 1152 code for a protein of 378 amino acids. Lineage: Eukaryota; Metazoa; Arthropoda; Insecta; Lepidoptera; Pieridae. Gene Ontology annotation, molecular function: hydrolase activity, acting on carbon-nitrogen (but not peptide) bonds. Gene Ontology annotation, biological process: carbohydrate metabolic process.